UCUUAUAUAUAUUUAUCUUUUCCUGCCUCUUCCUUCCAUCAUCUCAACCUUACCUCAACGGAAACAGAAAACAUGAAGGGCUCUGUUUGGAUUGCUUUAUUAGUCAUCGUCAUCUUCUUUGUUCCCUCAGUAAUGUCUUCGAGGCACAUUGGCCGGCCGCACUCACAUGAUGGGCAUCACCAUACUCCACAGUUAAUGAAAACAGAGUUGUACUGGGAAAGAGUAAUGAAGAGAAAGGGAGCAGAGACGCUAGAAAUUGCAGGGUCAAGGUUACCGGAUUGUUCGCAUGCUUGCGGCUCAUGUGUGCCAUGCAGACUGGUUAUAGUUAGCUUUGUGUGCGCGUCACUUGAAGAAGCUGAGACUUGUCCGAUAGCUUACAAGUGCAUGUGUAAUGACAAGUCUUAUCCUGUUCCAUGACUAUACAAACUUUAUGUGUUGAUACUUGACUGGUAGUGCUAGUAGUAAUCCAUCUUCUUGGGCUCUGUGUUUUUUCUUUUUUUGGUUUUGUUUUUCUUACUCAAUUUUACUCAUGUAAUGUAGGCGUGGCUUCCUGUGUGCAA
Messenger RNA from Mangifera indica (mango), 560 nucleotides. RefSeq names its product protein EPIDERMAL PATTERNING FACTOR 1-like. Bases 73 to 417 code for a protein of 114 amino acids. Lineage: Eukaryota; Viridiplantae; Streptophyta; Magnoliopsida; Sapindales; Anacardiaceae. The record is from RefSeq and is a predicted model, not a curated record. The transcript has 2 exons. Gene Ontology annotation, biological process: stomatal complex development; guard cell differentiation.